AUGGCACCCCUCCCCGAGCUCACCGAGGUCGUCCCCGUCGUGCACCCGCACGGCGUGCUUGAGCUCCGCCUCAACACGCCCAAGAACCUCAACGCCUUCGGCGGAGAGAAGUACCUCGAGCUCAUCGAGGGCUUCAACUGGGCGCGCGACAACGACGACAUCAAGGCUGUGGUUGUUACCUCGACUGGCCGGUUCUUCUCGGCGGGUGCCGCCAUCGGCGCCGGUGGCAUGGGCGGUGACGGCCCGAAGACGCCGCGCACCGAGUCGCCCGCGACCAAGUACAUUGCGAUGCUGAUCGACUUCCCCAAGCUCGCCGUAUGCGCGCUCCAGGGCCCCGCGUACGGUAUCGCCGUCACGACGCUUCCGCUGUUCGACCUCGUCUACGCCGUCGAGAACGUCACGCUCACGACGCCCUUCUCCCGCCUCGGCAUCUCGCUCGAGGGCUGCUCUUCUGUCACCUUCCCCCCGCUGUUUGGCAACUCGCUCACGACCCGCCUGCUCUACCUCGCUGAGACGGUGCCGAUGGACGACCUCAGGCACACCGGCCUCUUUGCCGGUAUCCUCGACCCGAACGCGUUCCAGGAGACCGUCAUCAAGAAGGUCCAGGACUAUCUUGAGGAUCUUGCGUUCGGCUCCAUCGUCGUCAGCAAGGCUCAGAUCCGCACGCCCGAGCAGAGGAAGUACCUCCACAAGGUCAACAUUGACGAGAUGGCCGCCGUGGACGAGAGGCACAGGUCGCAGGAGCACAAGGAUGCCAUCAAGCGCUUCCAGGAGAAGGCCAAGGCCAAGGCAGCUGCCAAGAAGGCCGGCCAGGCCCAGGCCAAGUUGUAA
Messenger RNA from Trichosporon asahii var. asahii CBS 2479, 831 nucleotides. RefSeq names its product Peroxisomal 3,2-trans-enoyl-CoA isomerase. Lineage: Eukaryota; Fungi; Basidiomycota; Tremellomycetes; Trichosporonales; Trichosporonaceae. The transcript is spliced from 2 exons. Bases 1 to 831 code for a protein of 276 amino acids. The record is from RefSeq and is a predicted model, not a curated record.